This is a messenger RNA of Diorhabda carinulata, 1522 nucleotides long. RefSeq names its product kielin/chordin-like protein. Lineage: Eukaryota; Metazoa; Arthropoda; Insecta; Coleoptera; Chrysomelidae. The coding region runs from base 226 to 1044 and encodes 272 amino acids. The record is from RefSeq and is a predicted model, not a curated record. The transcript has 5 exons.
UUCUUGUACAAGAAAUUCGCAAUAGAGAAUAAUCCUACUGUCAAAACAGUUCGAUAAAAGAACGCAGGCGCAUAAAAUAACUCUAGCAUAACUACUGACAUUAAACGGGAAAUAUAAUUUCUGUUCUGAUUCAUUUUUUAUGAUAUAACGCGGGUUCUCCGUAAUUUUAACGUUAUUUAAAAUAAUGCCGAGUGUAAAGUUAUAAGUUCAGUACAACAGCACAAGAUGAUGAUCGCCGCAAUUAAAUGUUUAGUCACAUUAUUUGUUCUAUGUUGUCUUAACCUAACUACGGCCAUCGAUCCUUCGGAAAAUGAAAUCGAUUCCGAUAAUACUUACGAGAAACACCCAAAAUCGCCUGCAAGUAUUCUUAGAGAUGAAGUGAACAUUCUGCAACUACUCAAUAUUUCCCCUAAGGACCAAGGUGUAUCUUCCGUUGAAGGUCCAAUUAGCCAUUUUCCAGCUUACAAAUUUCGUUUACCUUACGGUAAUGUCCUCAUAUCUAAUGCAUCAAAUGUGACAACCUCUAUGAACGAUCCCGAAGGAUUUACUGCUAUUUUUCUAAUAAGACAACAAAAAAAUAAUGUAGGAACUCUAAUGUCAGUUAACUCGCCCGGUAGACUCAAUCCUUGGUUCCAAAUUAUAUCAAAUUCAAAAACCGGUACACUAAGUUUGAAAUAUCGGUUGAAGGAAGUGAGUAAGAUCAAACAGAUUGAUUGGGGGCUACCAAAACAUCACAGAAGAUCACCAUUAGCAGCAUGGACAUGGUUAUCUAUUUCGUUUAAUCCCAAAUAUGGUAUCAUCCGUUUGGAUUUAGACUGCGAUCCUAGCAGAUUUGAGACAAUAAAGAAGAAAAACUUUACAGGAACUUUCAAUAUUCCUGAAGAUUCACUUGUUUACUUCGGACAAGAACCCGGUAGAAAGAAAAAGUUUCUGGGAUCAAUUCAAGUAGCAAAAGUUCUUCCUUACGUUACAGACCAAAGAUUAUGGUCGUGUGUUCAGAUUGCAAAUAAUCUUUCUUCCGAAUUCAGAAAACCGUAUUCCUAAGCAUUAUUUUGUCGUUAUAAAUAAAAAAAUAUAUUAAUAUUUAAUACAUUGUUUAAACUUGUAAACUACAAUUUUUUAAAUAAACUCAAUAAAUAGUGCAAUCACACCGCCAUGUUGUACCGGUAAUUUGUACACAACUAUUUAAAAUUCGCUUAUUGAUGCAAGAAUUUAGAACAAUGGAACCAAUACACUCAGCUUAACCAACAGCAAAUUUUACAAAUUACUAGAAGUGACACUAUCUACCUUCUCUCUCACAACAAUUAAGUUUAUAUAUUGCGCUAUUUUAAUUGAACGUAUCAUGACAACAACGAUCUGGUAGAUAAAAAAUCCGAAUUAGUAACUUACAUAUUGUUCAUAAUUCAUACUUUCUUGAUUUUUUUUAUGUUUAUUUAUUAACUAUAUUCAAAUAUUGAAGUUUAUUAUUCAAAUAAAUAAUAAAUUGUAUCUUGAAUUAUUAUUAAUAAAGAAUUACUAAAAA